Podarcis lilfordi (Lilford's wall lizard) is the source of this 4455-nucleotide messenger RNA. The record is from the annotation of a GenBank genome assembly. NCBI's taxonomy places the organism in Eukaryota, Metazoa, Chordata, Lepidosauria, Squamata, Lacertidae.
AUGGAGGUCCCGAUCCCGCUUGCUCUCCUCCUGGCCGCCUGGAGCUGCUCCUUCCCCUCCUCCUGCUCCUCCUCGCCCUCCUUCGCCUACCAGCUGGCCCAGCAGAGCAGCCGUCGCAGCAGCUGCAAGCCCGUGCCCAGCAGCAUGAGCCUGUGCCACGGCGUGGGCUACAGCGAGAUGCGCUUGCCCAACCUCCUGGGCCACGAGACCAUGAAGGAGGCGCUGCAACAGGCCGCCUCCUGGGUGCCCCUCCUCACCAAGCAGUGCCACCGAGACACCAAGAAGUUCCUCUGCUCUCUCUUCGCCCCCGUCUGCAUCAGCGAGCUGGACGAGCCCAUCUUCCCCUGCCGCUCCCUCUGCGAGGCCGUCCGGGACGGCUGCACCCCUGUCAUGGCCGCCUUCGGCUUCCCCUGGCCAGAGAUGCUCAACUGCAGCCGCUUCCCCCGGGGGAACGAGCUCUGCGUCCCGCCUGCCGGCCCGGCCGACAGGGUGCGGCUUCCAAAAGAAGGUAGGCGAGAGGUGAGCGGGCCGGGUGGCCGGGGUGCGAAAGCCCCAGGGAGGACCAGGGCAAGGGGCACAAGCAGCCCAGUUCUCCCUUCCCUCUGAGCUGCCUUCCCCCCACUCACUGCUUCCCUCAGAGGGUCGGACAAGGACUUGGGAGACAUGGGUUCGAAUCACGCACCCUGGGCUGGUAACCCGUGAAACGCGGUCCAGGACCUCAGUCCGACACGGCCAAGGCAGGACACGAGGCAGGAAAACAGGCAAGGACAGGCACAGGAUCUCAGGCAGGAUCUAGCAUACAGCAAUGUUGCUCCCACAACCUGGGGCAGGGUCCGAAAGCCUUUUAUCUUUGUCGGGGUAACGGUCGGUCCUGAUCCCCCGGUGACUCACCUCCCUGUCUCACCUGAAGGCGAGCACUCCUCCUGCGAGUACUCAGGUCUCUCCUUCUCUCAGACCUGAGUCUCUGCAGCUUGGGAGACGUCGGUGGGUUACUAGACCCAGAGGCCGCCUCAGCCUCCCCUGACCCAACCGGUAGUGGAGCAGCUGUAAGUGAUGGCCCAGCUGAAGGCAACGAGGUCAUCCCCGCAUCUGGAGCCAGGGCAGGCUCCGGCCCCGGACUCGGCCCAGCUGGUGCUUGUUGCAGGGGAACCUGUGCAGACUGGGGCUCUUCAAAAUCAGGCCCCAGACUUGGUUCAGAUGAUGCCUGAGGCAGCGGAUCAGGUGCGGACUGAGUCUCCUCUGGUUCCAAGCCCAAGCCCGAGCCCCAGGCCAUCACACACCCUCCCUCGGCCAUGAAGCUCCCUUGGGCGCCCUUUGCUGGCUUCUCUCAGCCCAGUCUACCUCGCAGAGUUGUUGGGGUUUUAAAUGAGGAGGGGAAAGAACUGCGUGCAGCACCUUGAGCUCCUUGGAGAGGCAGGUCGGACAUAUUAUUUCCUUAAGCAAGUGCAAUAGACAAAACAGAAACGCAAGGCAUAAAAUAAGUCAGUGCGUCAGUGCGACCUGGUCAAUUGGGUACCUGCCCCGACAGAUAUCAGCAUAUGUAUGCUAUCAUUCAAUUGGGAAAGGCAGCGUCCAUUUCUGAGCACCUCAGUUGAAGAAGGAUGUUGAGAAGCUGGAAGGUGUGCAGAGGAGGGCGACCAAGAUGGACCAAGCGCCCGGGAUACAUGCCUGAUGAGGAACGGUUGAAGGAGCUGGGUAUAUUUAGGAUAUAUCUCCUUUGCUCCUCCAGACACAGUGUGUGCUGCCUGUCUGCAUACUGAGAUUGGGGAGAAGGAAUUCCUGGAGAAUGUCUGCAGCCAGGACUUUGGUGAGUCUCUCAUUCUGUGUGCUGGCCGGGGAAAAGUGGUGCUGUAUGUCUGGGGAGAAAAAAUCACGUGAAUGGAAAACCGCCCAGAAGUGCAAUGGCACUUCCUUCUCUUCUUCUUCAACCCCCAAAUUACUGGGGGAUCCCCAGAAGUGGUUUGGGAAGUGCCUGGGGAGAGAAGAAGGAAGGCCAAUUCAUUCAUUGCACUCACGAAUGUUGUUCAACUGGCGCAUUGACUCGGAAUAUGCUCCCGUUACCAAUUAUUCCGCAUCUUUUAUUCCCCUUCCUCCCCCCCCCCUUUUUGUGAAGAUUACCCGCUCUGAGAUCCCACAGCUAAUUCUCCCCUGGUCUCCUUGCUGGCCCAAAUAGGACUAAUUUAGCCAGCUAGCCCUGGUGAUCAUCUAAUGCUUAUUGUAUGGAUUUCCCCCCUAAAUUGAUUUUUGAAUUCUGAAUUUAUUGUUAAUCACAUUUUAUACUGUAUUUUACACUGUUUUUUGUUGCAUCAAUUAAGUGUUUUAAAUUCCUUAUUAGCCGCCCUGAGCCCGGUUUUCUGAACCGGGAAGGGUGGGGUAUAAAUAAAAAAUUAUUAUUAUUUUUUUAUUAUCUAAUUUUUGAAGCCACAUUCGCAAGACGUUCAGCAAAAUCCAUAUCGGUUUUGUAGUUUCUUGGCUAGUGCUGCUUUUUGAUGCCCCCCCCCAUCAAACCAAUUACAAAACUGGAUACGGGGUAAGCCACAAUGUGGACACCCCCUAAGAGCCAUUUAGAGGGCUGGUAGUAUAUAAAUUUGAUUGAUAAAUAACAGAAAACACCUCUCUGUACAAAUGCAGCUUGAAAUGCAACAGUGGAUGGAAUGAUAUUGCUGUGUUUCAAGCCACGGUUGUGAAUGUAAUCAGCAUCUACAACCCUGCCUGCCUGCCCCAAAUUAGCCGUGGUUCGUGCAUUGUGGGGGGUUGGACUAGAUGACCUUUGGGUCCCUCCCAACCUUGUAAUUCUAUGAGGAGCAGUGCCGGAUUUACGUAUAAGCUAAACAAGCUAUAGCUUAGGGCCCCACUCUCUUGGGGGCCCCCCAAAAAUGUAAAGGGGGGAAAACCUGGAUGUACCUUUCCAAAAUAUAAGAUAAGAAACAAAUAAAAUAAAACCUACAUACAGCAACAGUGUUUUGUGUUGUGUAGGCUCCUAUGAUGUAAGUCAUGGGCCCCGCCUGCUAGCCUGCUCCCUCAAAUAUCACUGGUUUGCUCAUUUCUAUAUAAAGGGUGCCUACAUUCUGCUAUUUAUCAUUAUUUGUAGUUUGCAUCAUAUAUUUACACCUAUCAUUAUUUCAUGUUAUAGCAAGUUUCUAGAGACUAGGUUAUGAGUCUUUGCAAAUUGUGUUUCUAAAGGAACAUUUGUUAUCGCCAAAUGCCAAUGUGUUUGCAUUAUUAAGUUUGUUAUGAAUAAAAAAUCAUUUUAAGUUAGAGCUUAAUUAUUUCACUAUUAAUGUACUUCUUAACUGUAUUUCAGUUCAACAAUUACUUUGAUAAAAUGCAUAUUUUGUUAUGUGCAAAUGGCUUGAGAUACCUAUUGGGUCCAUAAAUUACCAGAUAGCAUCUAUUCAACACUAUUUGUUGUUGACAAAGGACAGCUGGACAUAUAAAGGGCCCCAUUACCUUCAAGAGCUUAGGGCAUCAUCAAACCGAAAUCCAGCCCUGGUGAAGAGGCAUACGGAGGGGAGCUGGGCAUGUUUAACCUGGAGAAGAGGCGGUUAAGGGGUGAUAUGAUAGCCAUGUUCAAAUAUAUAAAAGGAUGUCACAUAGAGGAGGGAGAAAGGUUGUUUUCUGCUGCUCCAGAGAAGCGGACACGGAGCAAUGGAUCCAAACUACAAGAAAGAAGAUUCACCUAAACAUUAGGAAGAACUUCCUGACAGUAAGAGUGGAAUUUGCUGCCAAGGAGUGUGGUGGAGUCUCCUUCUUUGGAGGUCUUUAAGCAGAGGCUUGACAACCAUAUGUCAGGAGUGCUCUGAUGGUGUUUCCUGCUUGGCAGGGGGUUGGACUCGAUGGCUCUUGUGGUCUCUUCCAACUCUAUGAUUCUAUGAUUCUAUGGAGGUCGCGGUCGGGGGGUCCUAGCCAAUGGCCACUGGAAAUGGUACCUGCAUCGCUGCCAACUUUUUCCUUUUUUUUAAGGGAAAUUCCCUUAUUCCAAAUAGGAUUCCUUGCAAGAAAAGGGAAAAGUUGACAGCUAUGGGUACAGGAAUUGCAGGGGCAGCCCUUGAUGGCAGGGAGCGAGGAGGGAAAGAACCCAACUUGCAGAGGAGCCUUCCCAUUAACCCUGUCCCUUUCCCCCAUGUCUCCCUGUCUCCCGCAGCCUUAAAAAUGAGCAUCAAAUCUUCAUCUGCCAUCGACGGGGACCUCCAGGUGACCCCUGACCUCCGGGGGCGCACCCUUUACAGGCAGGACGGCUGGUCGGAGGAAGAGCUGAAGAAGCCGGUUCUGUGGCUGACCGACGGAGAGGCCUGCUCCUGCGAGGAAGUGACGGCGGCAGGGCCUGGGUCCGUGGUCCUUGCCAUGGGGCACAGGGUAGCUGGCCGGCUCGUCCUCUCCUGGGUCAGGAGGUGGCGGCGGGGGGAGAAGGAGCUGAAGAAGUUCACCAGGGCCGUGCGGAAAAUGCAGUGUUAA